GUCGGUAUUACCCUGGAACCAUGAAAAGUGAAGGAUGUUAGCUGAUGUGAAAAAUCCAAUUUGAUUCAGUCCUUACAUGCAUUUUUGAGGUAUCUUCAGCCGUUGGCAGAUGUUGACAUGGAUACAACUUCAAACCCCCUUUUGGCUUCAACAUUUUUUUACGAGGAUGAUGGCAACGACACCACCGUAAAUCUCUUUGAACAGCCAGACUGGCAAGUGGCACUCUGGGCGAUCGCAUACUCACUAAUUGUGAUCGUGUCAGUCAUUGGAAAUGUUACUGUUAUUUGGAUAAUCAUGGCGCACAAAAGAAUGAGGACAGUAACCAACUAUUUCAUUGUCAACCUGGCAUUUUCGGAUGUGUCCAUGGCAACUUUCAACACUGCGUUUAAUUUCGUGUACGCUAUACACAACGACUGGUACUUUGGGUUAGGAUAUUGUAAAUUUCAUAACUUUUUCCCCAUCACUGCCAUGUUCUCCAGUAUAUACUCAAUGGCAGCAAUAGCCGUUGACAGAUACAUGGCCAUCAUUCAUCCACUGAAGCCCAGGCUGUCCUCCACAACCACAAAGGUAGUGAUUGCAGUCAUCUGGAUGGUGGCGUGCUCCUUGGCCUUCCCCCAGUGUUUCUUCGCCGGCACAACGUUCUACCCGCCGCGGACCGUCUGCAUGGUGGAGUGGCCAGAUGACUAUGGAGGGGUCCACCAGCUCAUAUACCAAGUAGCUGUCAUCAUCCUGAUCUACUUACUCCCCCUGCUGGUGAUGCUUGUGACCUACAGUCUGGUUGGACAUAGACUGUGGGGCAGUGAGAUCCCAGGUGAAGCAACUGAUCAUUACCAAAACCAAAUCCAGGCCAAGCGCAAGGUGGUAAAGAUGAUGAUAGUGGUGGUGGUGACGUUUGCCACCUGCUGGCUGCCCUACCACAUCUACUUCAUCCUGGGCAGUUUCAACAGGGACAUCUACAAGCAACAUUACAUCCAACAGGUCUAUCUGGCCAUCUUCUGGCUGGCCAUGAGCUCCACCAUGUACAACCCCAUCAUUUACUGCUGUCUCAACCAGAGGUUCCGCUCAGGAUUCCGGCAAGCAUUCCGCUGGUGUCCCUUCAUCAAGGUAACAGAGGAGGACAACAUGGAGUUACAACACAUGCGGACCUUCCACACAACCCGCAGCUACCGCACUGAGACCACCAGCCUGACGGCCCGCAAAAACGGCAACAAGCAAGAGGACACCGUCUCCAAACUGAUCAAAGCCUAAACGAAUGUCUGGGAGUGAGCUGUUGGAUUAGGAGCGGACGAAUGAGAAAAACCAGGUCUGGAAAAAGAGAAAUGUUAGAAGGAAGAGGACAGAGAGCUGAUUCCUAUUUCAAUGACCAUAUCCACUAACUGUCAUGCAGUACCUCAGUGUGAGUUGAAAAUGAGUACAUGUGGAGUACGGAUUGAACUGUGCUCCAAUGGCAUAAGCACCAAGCCUUAUCUGUCAGCCAGUCAUGAAAGUUGACAUUUGUGUUUGUGUUUGGGACAGUGUGAAACUGUGCUAUUGUUUGCUUUUCUCAGCUCCAGUCACAGCCCACAGAUUGAAAUGUGGAAGUCGUCACUGCUGUAAAUAUGAAAUCAGUAUACAUAUAUAAAAAAAAUUUCAGUGUGACUUCUUUGACAGUGUUGAAAAUGUGAAAAUGAGUUUUCUAGAACAAAUGAGAUCCAGUUAAAGGUCCCAUUUUAAUUGUCCAAUGUACUGCAAGUGUAAGUGUAAGCUUAAGUGGGAAAAUAUGAGGUUAAUUGUUUCUUGCCUUCAUACAAGUAAAGGUUGUUCGAUGAACAGGGAAAUACAAAUCUGGGAUCUGUCACAAUACCAACUUGAGCACAAUUCAUUAAUAAACCUUCUUGUAAUAUUAUUAAAAUGUUAUUGGAUGAUUGGCAAAAGCUCUUCAAACCAACAUGGAGACAAUAUGAGUUUAGUUUGAAUUAUCAAGCUAUAAUUUAUGAACAAGACAAUUUAACACAGGGUAUUAAAUUAGAACAAGCAACAAUUUCAAGACGUGCGUCCCCCCGAGUUCAAACCUUGUGCAAAAACUCAGUUUGGUACCUAGAGAUUUUAUGCUCAUCCCAAACCUGGAAUAGCCUAGCAAGAGAACUGUUGGAAAGACUCUUCAUCAAGCAAAGCCUGCUGUGCAUGAACUAAAGCUAAUUUAUUAACUUGGCAAAAUCAUUUUGUUAGUUUAACCCCAUGAGCAAGAUCCUAAGCACAAACAUGGGUGGGGCAGUGCAAUGCUCCCACACGCCACACGGUAGCUUUAGUUUAUGGACUUUGCUCCUUUGACCUAGGACUUAUACAGAGUCACCUCACUGUGCGCAUUGUGACAUCGUCAAUACACUUUCGUUACUGAAGAGAUAAAACCUUAACAGUAGAUGGGUUAGGGUUACCCCUACAUUAAUUAAAUAUUGUGUUAAUCAGAUUGCCAGUUUGAAUACAGAGUUUUAUUUCUCAAAUAUCUGAAGCUAACUAGAUAUUUUAAUUUAGUGAAACAUCUUGCAUUGCACUACUCAUUUCCAGCAUGGAAGACAAAAGAUAAAUAAUUGAUGAUCUGCAUCCAUCAAGGACAUUUUCACAGAAACACUUACACAGGAAGCUUCAAAAGACAACCUGGCGGCACAAAUGGGAUAGUGGGUGUAACAGAAGUCCCCCAGAAAAUUUAAGAAACACAAAUCAAUCAGGAAGAUGGCAAAAGAAGUUGGUAUUGGUGACACUAGGAUAAGAAGAAUAUGUUUGAUAAGAAGAUCCAGUGGAUUUUAAGCAUACAUUUACACCCUGACAGAGUUUUCAUGCUAGAUACAGCACCUUGAGUCAGGCCCAGUCAAAUAGCAUGUAGCUCAUGGAGUCGCCACAGUGCAGCUUAGACUGUUUAGCAGAUGCUACAUUAAGAAGCAUCAUCACCAUCGGCUGUAGCUUUGCAUGCCAAUCCAAACGUCAUGUUUGUAAAUUAAUGUACAAAACAUGUCCUUUCUAAUUUCAUAGUGUGGUACUUAACAAAUCUUGUGACAGCCUGCUGGUUACUGUAUUUCAAAAUGUACUUGCCUGUGUUAAGCAUCAUAUAUUCAUUGCUACCCCCUUUACAGCCUGUGUCUGUGUUAAGCAUCAGUAAUUCAUCGCUACCCCCUUUACAGCCUGUAUCUGUGUUGAUGUUGACUGUAAUACAAUGAGUGUUGAGGUUUUCAAAAUAUUUGUGAGGGAAUAUAUAAACGGUGUAACAUACAUAUCACCAAUGGGAUUAUGACGUUAAUACUAUAUGUGGUCACUAAAUGUCUGUAAUGUAUAGCUGUUUUGGUAUUUAAUAUUAUCGAUGAUAUUGGUUACCCUGAAAGAGAAGAGAGCCCUGUUAGCUGCACCAAUGCUUCGGAGGAGCAUCCUUAACAGUAGAUGGGUUAGGGUCACCCCUACAUUAAUGAAAUAUUGUGUUAAUCAGAUUGCCAGUUUGAAUACAGUGUUUUAUUUCUCAAAUAUGUGAAAGUAUAUUGUAGGUACAUGAAGUGUGUUGGUGUUCUUCAGGUGAAUGAAGAGCAAAACAGUCCUUAUUAUAUAGAGGCAUACAAUGUCUGCACACGGGUGCUGGUUUUUUGAAACUCACUUUGAAAUCCUAUUUACAUGUUUUUUUUUAUGAUCUCCUAUUAAUAUAGGAGAUAUUCUGCUACU
Messenger RNA from Clupea harengus (Atlantic herring), 3681 nucleotides. RefSeq names its product tachykinin receptor 2 (gene tacr2). Gene Ontology annotation, molecular function: substance K receptor activity. Gene Ontology annotation, cellular component: sperm midpiece; plasma membrane. The record is from RefSeq and is a predicted model, not a curated record. NCBI's taxonomy places the organism in Eukaryota, Metazoa, Chordata, Actinopteri, Clupeiformes, Clupeidae. Gene Ontology annotation, biological process: G protein-coupled receptor signaling pathway; positive regulation of flagellated sperm motility.